Fonsecaea erecta is the source of this 639-nucleotide messenger RNA. RefSeq lists its product as hypothetical. The transcript is spliced from 4 exons. Lineage: Eukaryota; Fungi; Ascomycota; Eurotiomycetes; Chaetothyriales; Herpotrichiellaceae. Gene Ontology annotation, molecular function: transmembrane transporter activity. Gene Ontology annotation, biological process: transmembrane transport. The record is from RefSeq and is a predicted model, not a curated record. Bases 1 to 639 code for a protein of 212 amino acids.
AUGAUGGGCUGCUUGAUCGUAGCCACUGCUCAUCACUUCCGCGAAGGUAUCGUGGGCAUGGGCUUUGCUGGAGCGGGAGCGGCAAUAGGAGAGCCCAGUGCUCUUGCCGGGACAUCCGAGCUAGUGCCUGUCAACAAGCGUGGCACGUAUCUGACGCUAGUCACUGGCUUCGUCCUUCCUUUUACUCCAUAUGUGGUUUAUGCUCAACUUCUAUCUGCAUAUCAUACGUGGCGCUGGGGCUUGUGGAUCUGUUUAAUAUGGAACGGAUUCUGGUGGUUGGUGCUGUUGGUCGUCUACUUCCCCGAAUCGCAAACAAGGGCACAUGGAAUGAUGUCAAAAGAGGCCUUGAAGAAGAUUGACUACAUUGGCGGAAUCACCUCGACCACAGGCCUGACCCUUAUCCUGGUUGCACUCGAAGCUGGAGGCUACUCCCAUUCGUGGAACAGCGCAUAUACCCUUGCUCAGCUUCUGCUCGGGAUUGCCUUACUUGUUGCAUUCGUGGUUUGGGAGUGGAAAUACUGCAAAGAUCCUAUGGUCCCCCACGAGCUAUUCACCGGACAGCGCAUCGUGGCCAUCGCAUAUGGGAUUGCAUUUGUUGCAGGCAAGCCUUCCCAGAGAUUCAAAGACCUAAAAAACUAA